AAGAACCAACGUUUUAUUUGAACAACUCUCUUAAGCCGGAGUCUAUGUGGAAUUUGACAGAAAACAUUUCUUUAAUCGUGUCUUGUCUCGUACCUGGGAACCCAAUUCCAAUAAUCCGUUUGUUCAACGGAUUGAAUGAGUUAUCAUCAAACACGAGACACUCACGAUGGGCAAACCACACAAUUAUUUCAGCACGUUGCGAACACACAGGUCACUAUACAUGUACAGGACAAACUGAAGGAUUCGACAUCGCUAACAAGACAAUUGCAAUUAAUGUUACUUGUGACCUGCACGUUGAUAUAAACGGUCCACUCAAACUCAGCUAUAGUUCCACGAGUGGGGAAAAUGUCAAAGUAGGAUUGGCUAUUCCAGUUAUUGCAAAUCCCCCACCGCAGGCAUCGGAUAUCACAUGGAUGGGUCCUACUGAUCACUCAAUCAUAUCAACUGUAUCCCAGCGAGAUGUUGUAUAUAAACACUGGAUCAACACUUCUGUACCAAUAAAGAACCAUUCUAAUUUUGGAUAUUAUGUAAUGAAAUACAAGAACGAAAUCAUUCACAACAUUACAAUAAACGCACAAGACAGACCUGAACAGCCUUUAAACUUCAUGGCUUAUUCAUACGUCAGCGGAUACGUAAAUAUGACGUGGACAUCAGGAUUCAAUGGGGGCUCUGAACAGUACUUUAUCUUAUGGAUGAGGGAUGACACUGACUGGAAAAUUAUUGCAAACUUAACAGAUCCCGGGAAAGGAGGGACGGUGCAUUUUGAGCAUGGCCCUUUAACUCCAGGUCAGGAAAUUUGGUACCGCCUGGAGAGUUGUAAUAUCAUCAACUGUUCUAUACAAUCAAUUGAGAUGAAAGUUAAUGUCAAAGAUAUCUCAAGGGCAUCUUUGACUGGUAAAAGUGAGGAGUUAUACGCAGCAAUUGGGGUUUCAGCGGGAGUCUCCAUCCUUAUUGUAAUUUUGAUUGUUGUCUUGGUGAUUUUUAUUCGAAGAAAAAAUGAAAAGAAAAACAUCAUGGACAAUGAAAUCACACAAGAUGGGACAGAAAUGUAUGCAGUUGUUGAUAAAAGUAAAACAUCGAACGAUAAGAUGAAAGACAAAACAGGGACAAGUGGUGCGACGAAAGAUGACUAUGGCUAUAAUAGAAAUUCAACGAGUGGAAUGUACGCAGCUGUUGAUAAAAGCCUUCCAAAACAAAACAAGUUGGAAGCUACAAUAUCGACAAAGUAUAGCACGGACAAAAAAGAAGACGAAUCACACCAUGGUACAGAAACGUAUGCCGUUGUUGACAAGAGUAUCAUGAAGAAAUGUGGAGAAUCAACAACAAAGACCAAACUGGUUAAAACGAAGAAAAGUAAAGAGAAAAACAGUGGGAAGAAGGGGUCGUUAGAAGAGAAAAACGUAUCAUCUGUAGGCUCCCGUAAAACAAACGACGAGGGAUUGAUCUACAUUGACGUAGAUUUUACGAACAAACCCGAAAGCUCCGACACGAACCAGAAGCCCGUAAUACACGGCGAGGAAGAUCGAACAGAGUACACGUUCGUGGAUUUCUCAAAGAAAGCGCCACUUACACCGGAAACACACUACAAAGAGGGGAAGUAGGAUAUGGAAAGGAAGAUGUUUUUUUUUUAAUUUUAGCAGUAGAAAAAAGAACCUUUAUUUAAAUAUUUUUUAAAUAAAAGUACAAUUUGGUUUUUGUUGUAUAAUAAUGGUAUCUCAAAAGGUGUGUUAAACUUAACGGAAUGGAUACUGGAAGACUCUUUCUAACCUUCUAAUCUUUUCUAAUCUUUCUUACGGAUUUUAUGCUUGAGAAGGCGUCGUAUUAUUACCGCGUAUAAACAAAUAAAAUAAUUACCUGCUAUCAAUAUUGGCUCUUUUACUCGUCGAAUUAAUGCUUUAAUUUUCUGGUUCCUCUAGUUAGAUAGUUCAUAACUUCACUACCUAUAUAUUCCGUAUUCCGUUUGUGUUUUAUCGAUUUUAUAAUGUUUUUGCCAAGAUGAAAAAAUAGAUCAAUCAUUUUAGACCUUUCUUUUUCUAAUUGCAUUCUCUUCAUUAAUGCGAAAAAAGCAAAUGUAAAACAAUAUAACUUGCAACUCUCAUGUUGUCAUAAAUUGAUAAUUAACAACUUGAAUAACUAAUACAAUUUUGAUUUUUUUUUUGUGGUAUUGACUAUAACAACUCUCUGAUUGGAACAAUUCAACUAAGACAUUGUACUGUAACAUAGUUGAUUCGUCAUAGAUCACAGCAUCUUUUUGAAAUCAAUUUGAUAUUAGGGUUUGAGAAUAAUGCCGAACAAUAUAAUAAGCAUGUGUAUGCAUCAAACUUAAAUUCUUAAAAGAUGCCGACCAUGUCUGGGCGCACUUUUUUUGUGAUGCAAAAUAAACAUAUUGUUUUUUAAUAUUGAAUGCCAAAUAUUUUUGGAACAUAAGACACUCUCUUUAGAAUUUUAUUUAAUAUGAUUAUUUAUUUGGUAUGUUUUUAUUUUGUUAUUUGGGGUUUUGCUAUUUUUUUUUUCAUUUUUUUUUGU
Messenger RNA from Magallana angulata, 2526 nucleotides. RefSeq lists its product as uncharacterized. Gene Ontology annotation, molecular function: protein binding. The coding region runs from base 45 to 1601 and encodes 518 amino acids. Lineage: Eukaryota; Metazoa; Mollusca; Bivalvia; Ostreida; Ostreidae. The record is from RefSeq and is a predicted model, not a curated record. The transcript has 9 exons.